Molecule: messenger RNA, 906 nt
Organism: Aspergillus japonicus CBS 114.51
Lineage: Eukaryota; Fungi; Ascomycota; Eurotiomycetes; Eurotiales; Aspergillaceae
Exons: 2
Coding region: 190-687 (165 amino acids)
Source: RefSeq, a predicted model, not a curated record
AAUGCAAGUUGAUACAGUGUGUCCACAAAGAGAUAUCCUUCUCGGCGCUCAAAGUGUGACGAGCUAUAAAUCGAACUUGUGAUCCAGUCGUCCCAGGCCGACCUUUCCAGCAGAUAUAAGUGUUCAACACGUUACUCUUCAAUUGCUAUAGUAUUACACUAUUUCCGAGUCAAACCCCCUUGCUUUACAAUGUCUUCGUCAGACCUGAAGGUUAAUGGCCUCUACAUCCUCUUAUUCAUCCGGAGUCAUCCGCCUGUUUCCAAUAAUUUCCAUUGGGGUCUCUACUUUCACCGCAACCCCGACACUGGAGGAACCAAAUAUCACAUCAAACAGCAAGGCAGUGGCUGGAUUGCUGCCCAUGGACCUACUGCCGGCGUCUUCAAGUCUUUCCUUCUCGUGGGACUUUUCAGGAUAGCUGAUAUUCCCGCGGGAUUGGAAAGCCACCUGGACAAGACCAUGAAAGCUUACGACAACCGCCUGAAUUCGCCUGGAAUCACCUGUCGUGUCUGGGUCCUCUGGGUCUUGGCUCUCCUACAAAAGCCAAUAUCUGGAAAAGUGAUCCUUAGAUGUGACAAUCUGCACAGUCUCGAAGCCGAGGCUAAAGACUGGGGCAACGCCAAUGCGGCUGGUGCAGCGAGGAAUGAUCAGCCAAGGCCAUUGGCAACUUCUACUCUAUGUGGGCUUUGAAUGCGGGUCAUUCUUUCAUUAUUUUAUGCUGGACAGGCUGCAACGGUCCGAAGAGAAUACCGCCCGUUGGGUCGGACUUCAUGCGUUCUGGUGCACAUCGAGUAGGCAUUGUACUUGGUGGACAUAGUUUCGAAUCCUUGGAUUGAACUUGGAUCUUCCCGGUAACUGAGCCGAAACCUAAAUCCUCGUCUCACUAUUGUCCGGGUUGUCCCUGUUGGA